Scomber scombrus (Atlantic mackerel) is the source of this 3090-nucleotide messenger RNA. It is a transcript of the gene dlgap2a, whose product is annotated as discs, large (Drosophila) homolog-associated protein 2a. The record is from RefSeq and is a predicted model, not a curated record. Gene Ontology annotation, cellular component: postsynaptic specialization; glutamatergic synapse. The coding region runs from base 1 to 3090 and encodes 1029 amino acids. The transcript has 11 exons. Gene Ontology annotation, biological process: signaling. NCBI's taxonomy places the organism in Eukaryota, Metazoa, Chordata, Actinopteri, Scombriformes, Scombridae. Gene Ontology annotation, molecular function: molecular adaptor activity.
AUGAAGGGUCUCUCUGGCGGCCGCCCUGCCCACCUCCAGCUCACCUCUCCCACCUCAGCCCACACCUGCGGCCUGGCUGAAUGUGACCAUUCCUUUGACCAUCACCUCCACUAUGGCGACUCACGCCCCCCCUCCUACCUCCUCAGCCCCACUGAAAGCUGCCCCCUUGAGGGUCACCAUCGCUGCUCCCCACGGAGCUCCAUCCACUCCGACUGCAUGGUGAUUCCGGUGUCCAUGUCGGCCACCGACCACUCCAUCUCAAGUAGCACUUUCCCCCGCAUGCACUACGGCAGCGCUUCACGGGACAGCGGUGGCAACACCUCUGGCGGCAGGGAAUCGCGAGAUGAUGGUGGCUCAUCCUCACACGGUGGUAGUGGAAAAAUGAACCGAAUCCCGGCAAACCUUCUGGACCAAUUUGAGAAGCAGAUGCCACUGCACAGGGAUGGGUUCCACACAUUGCAGUACCAACGCACCUCCACUACAACCACGACUACAGAGCAGCGUAACGAAAGCCCUGGGCGAAUUCGUCAUUUAGUCCACUCAGUACAGAAGCUCUUCACAAAGUCACAUUCUCUAGAAGGUUCUUCCAAGAUGAAUGGUACCAAAAGCGACUCGCAUCGGGACGGCUCACACCACCAUCAUCACCACCAUCAAGGCCACCACAAACACAGCAAACGCAGCAAAAGCAAAGAACGCAAAGCUGAAGGCAGUGGGAAACAACGUUCGGGAGGUUGGUGGAGUUCGGAUGACAACCUGGAUAGUGACAGCACGUACCGAACACCGAGUGUCAUGUCAAGACAUCCUGUGGACCACAUCAGCCACUGUUACCCUGACUCAGUGCAUGCACACCUGGCCGGGGACCUGUCACUAAAGACCUCCAAGAGUAAUAACGACGUCAAGUGCUCAGCCUGUGAGAGCAUAAGCAUGGCACCAGAAGGCAAGUUCAUGAAGAGGAGCUCUUGGUCCACGUUAACGGUCAGCCAAGCCAAGGAGGCCUACAGGAAGUCCUCACUCAACCUGGAGAAGCCCAUGACGCCAACUGACCUUAAGCCCAACCUCAGGCCCUGUCACUUUCUACAGGUGCCACAGGAUGAGUGGGGUGGUUACCCUGGCGGGGGGAAGGAUGAUGAGAUUCCUUGUCGUCGUAUGCGGAGCAGCAGCUAUGUUAAAGCCAUGGGGGAUGAAGAGAGUGGAGAUUCGGACUCCAGCCCCAAGACAUCGCCUCAAAAGAUGGUGCGGCCAGAUGCCCUGGUCAAAGCCAUCAUCAGACCCAGGGACCUGCUGGACUCUCAGAGUCAGAGCUACCACUUGCAAGCCACCAGGGACAUGCACCCAAGCAUUGCACUGGAUCCCUCUGCCAACUACAACUCUCCGAAGUUUCGCUCCAGGAACCAGAGCUAUAUGCGAGCAGUCAGCACCCUCAGUCAGGCUAGCUGUGUUAGCCAAGUGAGUGAGACGGAAAUAAAUGGCCAGUUUGAAUCAGUUUGCGAGUCAGUGUUCAGUGAGGUGGAAUCACAGGCCAUGGAGGCUUUGGACUUGCCUGGUUGCUUCCGAACCCGGAGCCACAGCUACCUGCGAGCCAUCCAAGCUGGCUACUCCCAAGACGAUGACUGCAUCCCACCCAUGGCUUCCACUGUCACCUCCACCAUCAGAUCUACCACAGGGAUCCAGUUCUGCCUCCCCUCCACCUGCAGCAUUGAUCGGACUCCCCAGCACACCCCAGCCAUCACCUACACACCCAACUACAAGAAGGCCCCUCCACCGGUCCCACCCCGCACCACUUCCAAACCCCUUAUCUCCAUCACGGCCCAGAGCAGCACCGAGUCCACCCAGGACGCCUACCACGAAGGGAGGCACCCUCAUGGUGGAAUGUGGGCCCCUGACGGCCUCAGCAUGGGGUUGAACCCUGGCAGGGGCCUUUAUAACUCCGUGGACAGCUUGGACAGUGCCAAGGCCGUGACUAUAGCUAUGGAAGCUGCAGGAGUCAUUGCUGGAAAAAGACAUCCAUCCACAGACAGCCACAGCUCAGUGCUCACCUGCGACAAGGCCAUUCUCGUGUCCAAAGCUGAAGAGUACUUGAAGACGCCUCGGUCCUCUAUAGGGAUACAGGUGGAAGCAGCCACAGACUCUGAAUCUGAGAGCAAAGGCUCACGGGAAUACCACUCUGUUGGGAUCCAGGUGGAAGAUGACAAGAAAGGACAGGGCAGGUUCAAACGCUCCAACAGUGUGACUGCAGCUGUGCAGGCUGACAUGGAGUUGGAGGGCUUCCCUACCAUGGAGGACAAAGGUCUGCAGUUUGGUGGGGGCUUCCAGCGUCACUCAGAGCCCAGCACGCCCACCCAGUAUGGGGCUGUGAGAACCGUUCGCACACAGGGGCUUUUCAGCUACCGCGAGGAUUACCGUACCCCUGCUGAACCCCCCAGCCCAAGGGAGAACACCAGCGAGACCACCUGGCAGCUGGAACCCCCUUCUCCACGGGAGAGUGCAGUCUCAUCAGGCGAGUCGGGCAGGGCCUCUCCCUCCCUGAGGAGAGAUGGGAGCUGGUUCAUGCAACUGCUCCACACGGAAACCAAGAGGAUUGAGGGAUGGUGUAAGGAGAUGGAGGCAGAAGCAGAGGAGAAUGACCUAUCAGAGGAGACCCUUGGAAAAAUACGAAGUGCGGUGGGAAGCGCUCAGCUGCUCAUGUCUCAGAAAUUCCAGCAAUUUUACUGGCUCUGUCAGCAAAACCUGGACCCCAGUGCCAUGCCGCGGCCCACCUCUCAGGACCUGGCUGGGUUCUGGGACCUACUGCAGCUCUCCAUUGAUGACGUCACUAUGAAGUUUGACCAACUACAGCAGAUUAAGAACAACAACUGGAGGCCCAUAGACAGUCCAGAGAAGAAGCCACCAGCUCUUGUACCAAAGAAGACAGUUCGACAGAAGAGUAUUAUUACCAGGGAGAAAUCCCUGGACCUCCCAGACAGGCACCGACAGGAGGCUCGGCGGCGGCUUAUGGCAGCCAAGCGAGCAGCCUCCUUCCGGCAGAACUCAGUCUCAGAGCGAGCGGACAGCAUCGAGAUCUAUAUUCCCGAGGCUCAGACUAGACUUUGA